Messenger RNA from Benincasa hispida (wax gourd), 2792 nucleotides. RefSeq lists its product as uncharacterized. Gene Ontology annotation, molecular function: carbohydrate binding. The record is from RefSeq and is a predicted model, not a curated record. NCBI's taxonomy places the organism in Eukaryota, Viridiplantae, Streptophyta, Magnoliopsida, Cucurbitales, Cucurbitaceae.
GUAUCGGUAUCCGAUAAUGUCUUUGUAAGUAUCUGUGUUUCAUAGGUUACAAAAUUGAUUUUUUUUUAUACAAAAGAAAAUGAUACUUCACCAAGCUUGGAUGGAUUUCAUUCACAGACUUCCCGAAAGGAUAAGAUCCUGAAACCAAUGCCGAUCCUUAAUUUUCCUCAAUCUUCCAAUUUUCUUUAAUUUCUUCUUGCACAGCCAUGGCCGAAACCCAUAUUGACAGUCCCUAAUAAACCCCAUUACUUCCAAACAAAGAGAGAGAGAGAGACAAUGGAGUUUGACCUUCUGAAUCGUCCACAUCAACACCCAUUAUUCUUCAACGAAGACGGAAGAAAAAUCAGUGGAGAAGUAGCUUACUGCUCCCGUUGCCGUCAACCACUCCGGCCGCCGGCGUUCACCUGCUCCGACUCCGACUGCAACUUCCACAUCCAUCAAUCAUGCCUCCACCUUCCUCCUCAAAUCCACUCCCCUUUCCACCCUUUCCACCCUCUUCUUCUAAAAACCAACAACCAUUUCUGUACCGUCUGCUGGCAAAUGCCUUCCGGCCACGUUUACCGAUGCCGUAAAUGCAAUUUUCAAAUCGACAUCAAAUGCGUCCUCACCGAUACCAAAUCCAGUGGCUUACGCCAUAUCUCCGGCGAUCAGUUUCGACAUUUCAGCCACCGACAUCCAUUAACUCUUCAACUAGAAGAAAACAGAGAAAACGGAGGAAAAAACAGAUUGGUUUGUUUUGUGUGUGAUUUGGUUAUAAAAUCAACCCCUUUUUACUUUUGCUCUCAAUGUGACACUCAUUUCCAUCAACGAUGCGCGGAAUUACCACGUCAGUUGUACGAUGUUCAAUUUCAUCAACACCCUUUAUUUCUUCUUCCCAAUCUUAGCUUCGCUAAUUUCCUCUGUGAUAGCUGCAAUAACAACUGUAGAAAGUUUGUUUAUAGUUGUCCUCAUCCUCGCCACUGUAAAUUCAAUCUCCAUGUAGCUUGUUUACAAUCUUUCAAUCACGAACAUAACUUUUCCACGUUUCGGAAUGCAAUGGAUUCUUUUGAUUGUCGAGUUUGUGGUAAGAAAGGUAAUGGAUUCCCUUGGUUUUGUGAGAUUUGCCAUGUUUUAGCUCAUAGAAAAUGUGCUAAAUCGCCAUUAACACUAAGGACAUUUGGACACCAUUUUCAUGAUCUUACCCUCACUUACUUCCGUGAUAAUAUCCGGAAUCAAAUUCGUUAUUGUAAGAUCUGCGGUGAGAAAUUAGAGAUGAAAUUUGCUGGGUAUGGUUGUUACGAAUGCAAUUACUUUACCCAUUUGGAUUGUGCCGAAACUCAACGUCUCGAUCCACAAUCCACACCCAUGGUUGAUUCGACAAAGGAUUAUUCUUCUACCCAAAAUGAAGAACAGGACAAUGAGAUUCGAUGUUCUGUUCACUCCCAUAACUUGAAUUUCUUCCUCCCUGAAGAGAUUGGGGGAAAAGGAUAUAGAAUUUGUGAUGGGUGUUUAAAGGGUCUGUUAAGUUCAUCUUAUGGUUGUCCACAAUGUGAUUUCUUUGUCCACAAAGAAUGCGCUAAAUUGCCGAAAACCAAAACCCAUUUCCUUCAUCAGCACUUGCUUACUCUCAUCUCAAUCCCGAAUUUCAUCUUCCAUUGCGAAGCUUGUCGCGAAUACUUCCAUGGCUUCGCCUACCACUGUAAAAGCUGUCUCUCGACAUUCGACAUUCGUUGCACUUCAAUUAAAAUCCCAUUUAAACACCCGGGCCACCAACAUCCCCUGUCUAUUGACAGAACAAAUGAAGAACACAAUUGUGAAGCUUGUGGGGCAGGGGUGAAGAACAGAGUAUCGUUCCGAUGUGUCAGCUGCAACUUUUAUUUGGAUGCGAAAUGUGCGACGCUACCACUUACAGUAAGAUACAGAUUCGAUAAGCAUCCGUUGAAUUUGACAUUUGUAGAGGAAGAGGGAGUAGAUGAAUAUUACUGCGAUGUUUGUGAAGAAGAAAGAGAGCCGUGGCUGUGGUCUUAUAGCUGCCGAACGUGCAGUUUUGUGGCGCAUUUGAGUUGUGUUGUUGGAGAGUUUCCGUUUGUGAAAUCAAAGAUUCAUGAAGCUCAUAGGCAUCCGUUGAGUAUGGUAAUGAAAGGGAAGGAACAAAAGAAUUGUGGGAGUUGCAGUGAAUCAUGUGAUGAAAAUUUGGCGUUUCAAUGUGGAACUUGCAAGUUUAAUGUCCAUGCAAUUGGACGUUGUUACCAGCAGCAGCUAAAACAGGGGAAGCUUGCUUAUACAGAGCGGAAUUUUUACUCUCGUGGAGUUGAACUCUAUGAACAACCAACUAUAUACUGCCCUGUUCGUGUACCAUUGAGACCGUAUGGAGGUAAAGGGGGGAAUCCAUGGGAAGAAAAGGUUUUCUCAACAAUUAGGGCAUUUGUUGUGUAUCAUCAAGAAUGUGUCCAUGCCAUUCAAAUUUAUUAUGAGAAGAAUGGGAAGGCUGUUUGGUCGGCUAAGCAUGGCGGAGAUGGUGGAACCAAAUAUGAGGUUGCCUUUGAUUAUCCAGAUGAGUAUCUUGUUUCGAUUCAUGGCUCAUAUAGUAAUGUAAUGGAACUUGAGAGAGUUAUUAUUGAAUCGUUGACACUAGAAACCAACCUAAGAAUUUAUGGGCCGUUUGGAAUUGAAAAUGGAACAAAAUUUUCAAUCCCAACCAGGAGAGUGAAGAUUAUUGGUAUCCAUGGAAAAUGUAGUUCAUAUCUUGAUUCAAUUGGACUCCUUACUCUAUCAACACAAGAAUAAUAUCAUGCUUUUUUACUGGUGCCAAA